AUGGUGUCGCUCUUUAAAGUACCAGGUCCAGUAAAGGAUCUGUUUGACCAGUUCCCUCUCGUUCAAUAUCCAGCUGUCAAACAAUUGACUCCAGAAACCAAAAGUGAAAUCCUAAAGAGAAAUUAUAGCUAUUCAGCAUCUUCAUCAGAAAACCCAAGUCAAAGUACAACUUCAUUUAAGCUAGGGACUUACAAUGUUUUCCAAACAGAGGACAACACGUUUCUAGCAACUGACCCAUUAUGUCUAAGUAUUGAGUUGUACCUUGCCAUCAAGAAUGGCAUUAAGUUACCAAAAUUGAAUAAUGACCAUACAGACCAAAGCAGAAACUCAUUAUUCUUGUUAUCACAUCAUUCCAGCUCUAACGGAUAUCUACCUAUUUACAUCGAAGAAGAUUCCAAAAGGAAAUCCAAAAGACUAAUAAAAGACAGUCAAAGUAUAAAUGAAACUUUACUCACCUCUGUCAAAUCAAGCUCAGAGCUAAUGUUGAUUACACUGGUAGAUAAUGUUAUCUACGACUAUUGGAUAACGAGUGUGCUUUUCAAUUUCAGCACAGAUGUCCAAACUCAAAUCUUUCAAUUUCACGAUGAACCAGCACAACAAAGAGUUAACCUUUGGGGGCUAGGCAAUUUGUUAUCUCAACUAGUCUACAGAAAUGGGUUUGAUGUUAGAAACCCUGCAAUAGCCAGACAAUUUCAAGCAGACGCAUAUUCAUUGAUCACAAAACAAUUCCGUAAAUACAGUCGAGCUGUUGAAUUUGAGAAACAGAGAAACUAUAAGGAGUUUCUACAUGCUAUAGAGAACUUGCAAAGUAUAUUGGCUAAAAGAAACACCAGAUUUUUCAAUGGUGAUGUACAACCUGGUUUGCUUGACGUUAAGAUCUCAAGUUAUGUCACUUUAAUUAUAAAAUUUGGUGAGAAUCAUGAUAUUUCUAAAGUUUUGCAUAAUAAUAGUCUAUUGGUUGAGCAUGCCCAAGCAGUGAUCAAGUAUUGUUCCUGA
Messenger RNA from Hansenula anomala, 996 nucleotides. RefSeq names its product SAM complex subunit SAM35 (gene SAM35). The record is from RefSeq and is a predicted model, not a curated record. Lineage: Eukaryota; Fungi; Ascomycota; Saccharomycetes; Phaffomycetales; Wickerhamomycetaceae. The coding region runs from base 1 to 996 and encodes 331 amino acids. The transcript has a single exon.